UUUGAUUUCAGAUUAUGCAUAUUUCUUUCUUUGGCCAAUAGUUGCCCUUGUCACCGUCUUUCUCUUUUUUCAAGGAUUGCUUAAUAUUCGCUGCAAUAAAUUUGAUUGGUCUUAUGAAGCACCCUGUUAAAUUUUACAAUUAAUGUGAUUCUCCGUGUGAUUUGCGUCGUACUUAGUGAAAUUUGUGAUGGACUUGGAUAUUGUACUUCAGUUGUUCGAUAAAAUGUCUGAAUGAAUUUUAAUUGUUACACAUAUCUUUCCUAUUGUGUUCGAUUUUCCAUUUUCUACUGAUUAACUGUUGUGCUAGAGGAUUCUGUUAUUUCUUUUGGCCUUGAUAUUGUGUUGUUAAAGUUUGUCGCACGUUGGCUUUAAUAUAUACUGAUGCGAAUGAUCUUAUUCUCCAAACUGAGUGAUGAAGUAAAUUUCCAAUGGACUAAAAUUUUAGUUAUCAGGUUUCAUCUUCUUGAACUUAAGAACCUGCUAUGCCUCUAUAUUCCAAACUAUUAUAAUUGAUUUGUGAAUAGUUCUAACCCAUGAGAAGUCAUAGGAGAAUGUUUGUUCUGGCAAUGAAACUAGUUUUACGCACAUUACAUUGUUGCAAGUCAUGGGCUGGUCUGCUAUGAAGAUUCCUUAUGUCUGGCUUGGGCACUCCGGGAAAUUAUGUAGAAGGGAAAUAUAAAGUAUGGAAACCCAAAACAGUCAACAGCAAAAUCAACCAUCGCCUGCUGUUACUUCAUGUCGGAAGAAGAAGAAUGAAGAAGCCACUUUUAUGGAGGAUUUGAAAGAUCACAUUGAUGAAUUCAUUCAUGCAUCUAUGGAUGAGCACAAGAGCUGCUUUAAGAAGACCAUCCAAAAGAUGUUUGGAAUGUCGAAGAUUGUUGCAGAAAGGAGUGCUCAAGCCAAAGAAGUUGAAAGUUCUCUGCCCCUCCGCACUGUAGUGUCAGACUAGAGGUCCCCCUCCCUUUUUUGGGUUGCCUUGGCAUCUAGUCGUAGAACGACAUGGUUGCUAGCUAAAUAAUCGCGGUGUCUUCUGUAAGAUUACAUUACUGUUAUUCAAUUUGAUGUUAAACUGAGUCAAGUUUGAACAAGGUGUGUUCAACUGAGUUUCUGGUAAAUGGAGGGCUUUUUCAUGAAGCAAUGAAUUGGGUAAUUCAACUUUAACGAC
Messenger RNA from Manihot esculenta (cassava), 1165 nucleotides. RefSeq lists its product as uncharacterized. The coding region runs from base 683 to 949 and encodes 88 amino acids. NCBI's taxonomy places the organism in Eukaryota, Viridiplantae, Streptophyta, Magnoliopsida, Malpighiales, Euphorbiaceae. The transcript has 3 exons. The record is from RefSeq and is a predicted model, not a curated record.